ACUUUAUCGAACUUUUGACACCACGAUGCAUGACAAAUGUCAGCUCAUGUCAGCUGUUGUUUAAGGUUAUGAUAUGUUAGAUCUUCGAAUAAAAUCUAGAAUCUUUGAAUUAUAUUAAUUAUAAUGAUCUGACGAUUAAGCUACACCAAAACAACCAAAAUGAGCCUUAUUAACUGCAGCUGUUUAAAAUUAGGAUUUGAUAGCUUCAAUGGAUUCAUAUAUAGAUUUUAAUUAUGAAAAUGGCUGAUAUUUCUGUAAUCAUACCUAUCCAUAAUGGUGAGAAAUGGAUCGAUGAUUGCAUGAAGUCAAUAGCUAGCCAAUCUGUUCUUAACACUACAAAGAGACUGGAAAUUGCUGUAUACAAUGACGGCAGUACUGAUAGAACUCAAGAACUAUUAGAGAAAUGGCAAGAUUACUUUACAUUACGGGGUGUAGGCUUUAUGAUAGCAGGAGGCAUAACAUCAAAAGGAGUUGGAGCUGCAAAAAAUGGUGCUGUUAAAAUAAGUUCUGGUAAAUUCCUAUGCUUUCAAGAUAUUGAUGAUAUUAUGCAUCCACACAGAAUAUAUUUACAGUGGAAAGCUGCAAAAUCUAAUCAUAAUGCGCUUAUUGGAAGCAGAAUAUCUAGAUUACCUAUAAAUUCAACUCCUCGCUAUUCUCAUUGGGCUAAUAGUCUUACCAAAACUCAGCUGAAGAAACAAAUAUAUACUUCUAAUGGGCCUACUCUCCUAAUGCCAACUUGGUUCUGCCAUAGAUCAGUUUAUGAUAAGGUUGGAGGUUUUGUUGAAACUGGACGUGGAACACCCGAAGAUCUGAUAUUUUUUUAUGAACAUUUAGAUGCUGGUGGAGAUUUACAAAGGGUGGAUAAAGAACUUUUAGUUUAUGUUUACCAUGAAGGUGCAGCUACAUUUUCUGUUAAAAGAGAACAGAUCUGGAAAAUACAACUUGACAGAAUACAAAAGCAUGUUUUACCAGAUUGGGAUCAUUUUACAGUAUGGAAUGCAGGAAAGGCUGGGAGAAGAUUAGUUCGCUCAUUGAGCCCUAAUAACUUGAAUAAAGUUGUUGCCUUCUGUGAUGUAGACAAAAAUAAAAUAGGUCAUUGUGUUGAGCUGUAUUGUCCUAUUGAAAGAAAAGUAAUUAUAAAACUGCCUGUAAUUCAUUUUACUGAGGCAAAACCGCCUUUAUUAAUAUGUAUUAAACUAGAUCUAAGUAAGGGGGAAUUUGAAAAAAAUCUCGAAUCAUUGAAUCUCGUUGAAGGAAAUGAUUAUGUUUUAUUCAGUUGAUAUUUUACAAUGUAGAUUUGACAAUGUAUUACAUAUAAUAUAUUAAAACUGUAUUACUGUUGAAAAAA
Helicoverpa zea (corn earworm) is the source of this 1348-nucleotide messenger RNA. Its product is annotated as UDP-GlcNAc:betaGal beta-1,3-N-acetylglucosaminyltransferase-like protein 1. NCBI's taxonomy places the organism in Eukaryota, Metazoa, Arthropoda, Insecta, Lepidoptera, Noctuidae. The coding region runs from base 234 to 1280 and encodes 348 amino acids. The record is from RefSeq and is a predicted model, not a curated record. The transcript has 2 exons.